Prunus armeniaca (apricot) is the source of this 1401-nucleotide messenger RNA. NCBI's taxonomy places the organism in Eukaryota, Viridiplantae, Streptophyta, Magnoliopsida, Rosales, Rosaceae. The record is from the annotation of a GenBank genome assembly.
AUGGCAGAGCCAAACUCAGUAGUGAAAGUAAUUGAGAUUUGCAGGGUGGCUCCAGAACCACAAGAAGUUCCAUUGCCCCCAGCCACGCCAUGGUUCCUUCCUGAGCUAACUUUCUUUGACCUAUUCUGGCUAAGAUUUCCACCUUUUCAACGCAUAUUCUUCUAUGAAUUGCCUCCUUCCUCUGACCCAACACCACUCUUCUUUGAUUCCAUUCUUCCAAAACUCAAAGCCUCGCUCUCUCUCACCCUCCAACACUUUCUACCUCUAGCAGGAAGCCUCACUUGGCCUCAAACUUCCCACAAACCCCUUCUCAAUUAUGUCCAAGGCGACGCCGUUUCACUCACAAUAGCCCACUACUCUGGUGAUCAUCGUUCUGAUUAUUUCGACCAUCUUUCAAGUUGCAAUGAAUUUGUUGAAGUCAUAAAAUACCAUCCUCUCGUGCCCAAGUUGGCAAUAUCUCAUGAAAAAGCCGCAGCAAUGGCCUUGCAAAUCACCCUCUUUCCUAGCCGUGGAUUUUCAAUGGGAACAUGCAUGGGCCAUGCAAUCCUAGAUGGAAAAAGUUCAACCCUGUUUCUUAAAUCAUGGGCUCACCUCUGUAAACAUGGAGGAUUAUUGUUACCGGAUCAGCUAAAACCAUUUUAUGGCAAAGUCAUCAAGGACCCUGCUGGGAUGGAAUCCAUCUACUUGAACCACUUUCUGAAUUUGGACCGACCCGAAAAUCGAAGCUUGAUGUGUACGCUUUGGGAAGCUCCAGUGCCACCAGACUCGGUUCGAGGCACCUUUGAAUUCACAAGCACAAAUAUACAAGCGUUAAGGCACUUGGUGAUGAAGAAGCAACAACAACAACAACAACAUCAAUCGGUUCACUUGUCAACGUUUUCUCUCACAUGUGCCUAUGCAUGGGUUUGCUUGGCCAAGUCCCGCCUGGACCCUCCUCUCCCCGCAAACUAUUUUGGCAACUGCAUAGCGGGCGGUAGAGUAGUUGCAGAGACAAAAGGCCUGUUAGGAGAAGAUGGGUUGGUUUUGGCUGUACAUGCAAUUAGGGAAGCCAUAAAAGGUUUGGAUAAUAAGGGGUUUUUGAAUGGGGCAGAGAAUUGGGUUUCAACUUUGUACAGCAGUGAUGCGCAGACCAAUUAUUUUAUAUUGACUUCCGUUGCUGGUUCAAAUCGGUUUCAGAUUUAUGACACUGAUUUUGGAUGGGGAAGACCAAGGAGAACAGAAGUGGUUUCUAUAGAUAAAACGGGGGCGAUCUCGUUGUCGGAUAGCAAGAAUGGUGGUGGAGGUGUUGAGAUUGGGUUGGUUUUGAAGAAACAAUAUAUUAUAUAUGGAUGCUUUUGCUGCUCUGUUUGCUCAUGGUCUUCUGUGAAACCUUCAUAUAUGGCAUGGCACACUCCCUAUUGA